Molecule: messenger RNA, 531 nt
Organism: Diutina rugosa
Lineage: Eukaryota; Fungi; Ascomycota; Pichiomycetes; Serinales; Debaryomycetaceae
Exons: 1
Coding region: 1-531 (176 amino acids)
Source: RefSeq, a predicted model, not a curated record
AUGAUGAUCGGGAUUCGCCGUUUCGUGGGGAUGCGCUCGCCGGCGACGACGUUCGUCCGGCGGGUCCAGACGUACAUCAGCAACGACCAAGUAUACGUCCACGACUUGGGCAACGACCGCUACGGGUACCUGUUUUCCGCCGACCCUAGCGCGAUGCUCAUGGGCACCAAAGUCGGGGGCACCCCGCACGCCAUCGACCCCGAGCAGUUUGAGGAAAACAAGCAGUUUGUCGACUUCCUCCACCUGAUGUUCAAAGACCACAUCACCGACGACUUCGCCUUCAUCUGCGAGGCCGGCACCCAGGCGGACUCGUUCAUGCCCAUCUGGGAUUUCCGCGAGGUGCCGCGGUUCUCGCGCACCCCGAACCCGGACCUGGUGUUUGGCUACGUCAUGGUCGACAAGGAAGGGAAAAUGGUGCCCAAGAGCUACGACCGCAACCACAUGUAUCGGGUGUGCAACAAGGACGGGUUGACCAAGUUGUCCGACCACAUGCACCAGGCGGUUAAGGAAGCCCUCGAAGCACAAAAGUAA